Myripristis murdjan (pinecone soldierfish) is the source of this 2936-nucleotide messenger RNA. It is a transcript of the gene ccni, whose product is annotated as cyclin I. The coding region runs from base 282 to 1568 and encodes 428 amino acids. Lineage: Eukaryota; Metazoa; Chordata; Actinopteri; Holocentriformes; Holocentridae. The transcript has 10 exons. The record is from RefSeq and is a predicted model, not a curated record.
GGAGCCUCUUCCUGUCUCUUCCCCCCAGUCCCCUCCUCGGAAGUAGACGUAUCUGUCUAUAUUCCGUUCUUUUAUUUUUAUAUAUAUAUUUAAGAAACACCCUUUUCCCCCCAAAGUAGCACCAUGGACGCCGGGAUGGACGAGUGAACCGACGGACGGGACCCGGAUUCCGCCUCUUUCCGUUCCCUUGUGCUUCGUGGACCGGAUGAAACCCAAGUGUCGCUCCGCCGGGGAGGUCGCUGUAUCCAGUGGGGAGGUCGGCUCAACCAGGGCAGGUAGGGAUGAAGUUUUCCGAACCCUGGGAAGGCCAGAGGCUGUCUUUUCUCCUGGAGAAGGCCGCCUCUAGGGAAGCCAAGAUGUGGAAGGUCUACGUGCCAAAGAAGCCCUCCUCACAGGAUACAGACGUCUCUCCGGCCCAGCGGGACGAGGCGGUGCGCUGGCUGACGGAGCUCCACGGUCGCCUGCAGCUGUACCCAGAGACUCUGGUGCUAGCUGUUAGCAUCCUGGACCGCUUCCUAGCUCCUAUAAAGGCUCGCCCAAAAUAUUUGCGCUGUAUCGCCAUCGCCUGCUUCUUCCUGGCUGCCAAGACCUGUGAGGAGGAUGAGUGUGUGCCGUCUCUGCGGGAGCUGGCAGGUACGAGCAGCUGUGGUUGUUCUCCAUCAGAGAUCCUGAGGAUGGAGCGAAUCAUCCUGGACAAACUGAACUGGGAUCUGCACACGGCCACGCCGCUCGACUUCCUGCACAUCUUCCAUGCGAUGGUGCUGUCCUGUCGGUCCAGGUUCCUCGAUGCCAUGUUGGGGAUGAACCGCUCCCAGCACCUCGCCCUGCUCACACAGCGACUGUACCACUGCCUGGCCGACCACACACUCAUACAGCUACGAGGAUCCAUGCUGGCCCUGGCCCUCAUCACCCUGGAACUGGAAACCUGCUGCCCCGACUGGCUCGCCCUCACCAUAGACCUGCUGAGGAGGACACAGAUUGACAGCUGUGAGCUGAUCCGGUGUCGAGAGCUGGUGGCUCGUAGUCUGUCCACACUGAGAGCUUCCCUGCCCCCCAACACUGUCUACAUCUACCAGCCCCCGGCCCCCCCGGCCCCCCCGCCCCGCUCCACUCUGGGGACCACCAGCUCCGCCACGGACUCCUCCAGCGACUGGCCCCUCCACGCCGCCGCCCCCGCCCAGCCUCACACACCCGCCGGCGGGGAGGGCAGCCGGCCCCCCCGGGUCCCGGCCUGCGGCCUCCAGCCCGGCCGACUGCAGACGCUCAGGCUGCGCUGCAAAGCCUCCGCCAAGCGCAAGGUGGAGGAGAUGGAGGUGGACGACUUCUACGACGGGAUCAAACGCCUCUACAACGAAGACUUCACUGCCGCCGCCAUCCAGGAGGGGGCGACGCCAGCGCUGCUGUUAGGAGGAGGAGGAGGAGGAGGAGCAGGAGGAGCAGGAGGAGGAGGAGGAGCAGGAGGAGGAGCGGAGGUCGGAGGAGGUCCGGGCGUCUGCAGUGUCCUGUUGUCCCGGCAGGAAGGCAGCACCUCCCCCUGCCCACCUCUGCAGCCCGUCAGCGCCUCCUAGAGGAAAAUAACCACCACGGCGUGACCCGUUUACCAAAACCACGUUAACACUGAGCCGGCCCGCCACGCCGCCCUGCCCGCCCCCUGCCCCGCCCCCUGCCCCGCCCCCCACGCCGCUCUGACUCCGCCCCGUUCAGUGGAACUGACAUUCCACUGGAGUUUAUUUAAAGCCCCGGCGCCGCGACGUCACACGCUCGCCACGAGCGACCACGGAGACACGAGGCGGCGGUUUCAUCAGAGCUGCCCGGGAGUCUCUCAGAGUGUCAACAACAACAACAACAGCGAGCGUGACGAUGAUGAUGAUGAUGAUGAUGAUGAUGAUGAUAAUGCCCCGGCGGCGGGACGGGUGACCUCGGCUGUUCCAGUGGUUUUGGGAGGCGGUGGCGGCGGCAGUGGCGGCGGCGGUGGCGGCGGCGGCGGGACCUGAGUGUCCGGCCGGUCCCGACGCCGCUUCCUGUCGCCCUGCAGCCCGAAAACAGAGCCCAAAAAAAUGAAUGAAAAAAAGCUGCUGCUAUUAUCUCAUUAAUUAUAUUUGUUCAACACAAACACAAAAGGUUAAAAAAAUUAUAAACAUACAUAAAAAGGCAAAAAUGUACCUUUAAAAAAAAAAGUAGAAUUGACUUUUUUGCCCUGUCUGUCUCUCUCUAUCUGUCUGUCUCUCUCUCUAUCUGUCUGUCUCUCAUUUUGACUCAUGUAAUGCUACUUUCUUUUCUCUCUCCAUUUAUUUGUUUUAUUCUGUCCUUUAUUCUUCUCUCUCUCUCUUCGUCCCUCGCUCACUGCGUGUCGUCUCUCCACCUGAAUGUCACGUUUCUGUUUGAUGAUUUUCUCUGUAUUUUAUUCGCCCAAGUAGAAAAAAAAGUUCUGUUUCUUUUUUUUUUAAGUGAAGUGCAAUUUGAUGGAUUGAUCGGAGAUGCUGCUGCAGAAUCUCCAGAAUGAGAAGCUCGCGUCGAGGCUCUGAGCUGAAGGAGUUUAAACAGCUGCUGCCUAAAGUGAGCAGCUGGUUGUGGUCCAGAUAAUUAAAAAUAAUAAUAAGAAAAAAAAGUGUGUUUUUCCUUUGUUAAAGCAGCCAAAUCAGAUCUGGACCACAGAGAGAUAUGAAGAAACCAGAAACCAGACAGAAGCAGAUUCUGUGUUCCUGUGUGAGUUAAAGGUGUUAAAUAUUUUGGAUUUGUCCAGAUGAGUCUUGACCUUCACUUUGCUGUUCACCACCUGAACGACGUGCUCUGUUUUAUCGUUGGAAGUUUUGUUUUACAUUUUUACUGCAAAAAGCAGCUCUGUUGUUCUGCUGCAGGGACGCAGGCGGCGCCGCCCGCCCAGCGCCACGCCGCCACGCCGCCGCAACAAUAAACACAAACACGUGUCCACAAGA